This is a messenger RNA of Anopheles marshallii, 246 nucleotides long. RefSeq lists its product as uncharacterized. Bases 1 to 246 code for a protein of 81 amino acids. The record is from RefSeq and is a predicted model, not a curated record. Lineage: Eukaryota; Metazoa; Arthropoda; Insecta; Diptera; Culicidae. The transcript is spliced from 3 exons.
AUGAAGCAAGUGUGCAUUCUGCUAGCGGUGCUGCUCUGUACGGCAGCCGUCGCGGACGCCAUGGUGUUUGUCUACGCACCAACGUGUGCGAUAUGUAAAAGCAUCGGAGCGCGUUACUGUGGCUAUGGGUACCUCAGUCGGAAGGGAGUCUCGUGCGACGACCAGACGACCAUCAAUAGCUGUGCGGACUGUACGAAAAAACUGGGCCGCUGUGAGGACGGGUUCAUUACGGAGUGUUUCUUGUGA